AUGUCAGACUACGACCCAGUAAAGGACCAAGGUCUGACCUGUCCCUAUGGCGGAAUCUUGUACAUCUGCGCCGACGAUCCAGAUCGCUUCAUCGGCUGUUGCACCAUCAACCCCUGCGGCGCCAGAAAAGGUCUCUGUCCUGAUCAAAACCUCAGAUCCGCAAGCUUCAACGCGACUCUUCAGCAUGAGUUCCUCCCUCAGGCAUGUAUCAACGACAACGUCGAUGUCAGUUGGUACACCUGCGCUGGAAACGCUCUCCCGUUUCUAGGAUGCUGUGCCGUGGAUCCUUGUCUCCGUGGUGUUUGCCCUCAGGGAGAUUUGAGAGCUGCUAAGCUGAGCGAUAAGGCCAAGAAUGCACAGGUAUUCCUUGACGGAGGCCCUGAGUAUAUGCCACGACCUACGUCUUCUGUCUUGGAUCCAGGACUAGGUAUCUCUUCAACCAGCCUGUGUGCUAGCCCAACCACUGCAAUGAUGACCAUGAUCUCCAGCUUCAUCAAUUCUUUCGCUACGGAAACAACCAUUGCAACAAUCACCUCCGCCAGGACAACUUUGCCAUCGGAGGCUCCAGAUGCACCUCCCGCGGGGCCCAAAGAGCACGGCUCGAACCGAAGACUUACCUGGCUGUUGAUGUUGCUUUUCGCCGCAGUUUUUCUAGUUCUAUACCUUGCGCACCAUUUCUGGGGACACCCAUGCUGUCCAGAGUGCGGAGACAAACCGUCCAAAGUAAAACUCGAACAGAGGCAUGAACAGGAACACCGAUACGAGCAACAACAACAGGAAUACGAACACAACCCGAACAUGCCUCCGUACCCAGAUACCGAUGAGACCCGAACAAGUGAUGAUUUCCGGAAUAUGAGGGAACUUUCAAGCAGGAAUAGCUCCCGAACAGUCCACGAACAUUCACAGAACAUGCAAGGGUAA
Messenger RNA from Fusarium oxysporum Fo47, 921 nucleotides. RefSeq lists its product as uncharacterized. The transcript has a single exon. Bases 1 to 921 code for a protein of 306 amino acids. The record is from RefSeq and is a predicted model, not a curated record. NCBI's taxonomy places the organism in Eukaryota, Fungi, Ascomycota, Sordariomycetes, Hypocreales, Nectriaceae.